Molecule: messenger RNA, 5954 nt
Organism: Pongo pygmaeus (Bornean orangutan)
Lineage: Eukaryota; Metazoa; Chordata; Mammalia; Primates; Hominidae
Gene: FBXO47
Product: F-box protein 47
Exons: 11
Coding region: 232-1611 (459 amino acids)
Molecular function (GO): protein binding
Source: RefSeq, a predicted model, not a curated record
GGGGCUCUUGGGAAGAUUCUACAAUAUUCUAGAGGCCGCGGGGACGCCUGGUGGGUAGGGCUGCAGCUCCGGAGCCUACGGGAGUCUGACCCUCUCGCCUCCUGGCGGGAAGCUCUUGAGGAGAUAUUUUCUUUUCUAAACACUAAGAAAUUUGAGGAUGGUGGGGCAAAACGACUAACUCCCACUUUCCUGUGACUGUGUAGCCGGAAAACUGUCAAAAUCUGUGGAUAAAUGUAUGAGACAAGAAGAAGAAUGGCAUCCAGAAUAAAUACCAAUUUCACUUUGAUUCCCAACCAGAAACUUAGACGUAGUAAUCGUCAAACCAGCUGUUAUUCCAAGACCCUUGGCUCAGGCUUUCAACCCACAUCAACAUUUGGAAAUUUUAAAGCCUUACCGUUGGAAAUAUUCCAGAUAAUUCUAAAAUAUUUGUCAGUGAAGGAUAUCAGCAUGCUAAGCAUGGUGUCCAAAACAGUCAGCCAACACAUUAUUAAUUAUAUCUCAACCUCAUCAGGGAGCAAAAGACUUUUACUACAGGACUUUCAUAACCUUGAGCUGCCUGACGGGAGACAAGACUCUGCUAUACUGGAGCACUACAGAUCUCUAGGUCUACUGUUUAAAAGAUGCACAUUGCUGCUACCCACCAAGGAAAGGCUAAAAUACAUUCACAAGAUACUCACAGAAGUUUCCUGCUUUAAAUUCAAUGGCUGCGCAGCUCCUAUGCAGUGUUUAGGAUUAACAUGUUAUGGCAUGUUUUUACAGACCUUAACAGCAGGUUGGGAUGAACUUGAGUGCCAUCGUGUUUAUAAUUUCUUAUGCGAACUGACUAAUCUCUGCCGCAAGAUGCAAAUGGCUGUCUGCAGCAAACCAGGAAGUGCCCGAAAACUGGAGUUAAGAAUCAGACUCUUCUGUAGGAAUGUCCUCCUUGAUCAUUGGACACAUCAAAGUGAUUCUGCUUUUUGGUUGACACGAAUAUUAAAACCAUGGCCAAUGGUGAAUCAGGCAAGAUUACUGUAUAUCAUCUUUGGGCCAAUAUCUCCUCAAGAUGGACAGGUGGUUUGGCAGAAAAUGAUAGAAGAACCUACAGAUGAAUUCAGUCUGAAAGGUUUGGCUGAUGCCAUUAAGUUACUAUAUGAUGCUAGCACUAAAGAGUGGACAGCAGAUGAUGUUAUCAGUCUUGUAGAUGAACUAUCAGUGGUUCCCCGUGAAUGGCUUCUAGAGAAUAAUGCACGUCUCCUAAUGCUAAGUGGAAACAACAUCUGUUUCACUUUCAUGGCUAGUAAAGCUGUGAAUGGACGGACCAUUGAACUGGCAAGGCUCAUAGUCUUUUUGGCUUUGGUGUGUGAGAAAGAACUAUACUGCAUGGAUUGGACUGUUAAAAUGAUGCAAAAAGUCUGCAAAGUCUUUAGCACUCCAGUGGAAAGAAAUAACUUCCUGCAGAGUGUGGCAAAUGCAUUUGCAUGUGUUAUAAUGGAAAUGCUGCAAUCAAUUAUGUCUGGAGACCGUGAUGAAGAUGACAGAAGCUUUUUGAAUUUGUUCCAUCUUGUACAUGCUCAGGCUAACUUCCAUAAGGAGGUCCUGUAUUUGACCAUGAAUACUCCUCUGUCUACCUAAAUCCUCAGAAAGCCUUGCCUUUAGAGAACCUCACUGAACGAAUGAUUAGAGGAGUGCUACUUUUUCACUCAAAAAAUAGCAUCCAUGGGACUUUUUAUCAUCUAAAUAACCUAAGAAUUCAAAAGCUGGAUAGAAUUUUAAAAGCAACUACGUACAUCAUUAUUAAUAUAAAAAUAACAGGCAGACUCAAGAAUGUACUGAGAUUUCUCUGGAAAACAAGCUCUGCCUCUACAGGUUUUAGUCAACCUAACACCAAACCAAAAUAGAAUGUUAGCUGUUCAAGAAUCUGGGACCAGCCAACCUGUAUGUAUGCAUUUUUGAAGCAAGAGAAAAUUCCAUUUUAUAGUUAGACCCAAAUUCACUAAAUAGUGUGUAUGUUCACUUUGUCUAAGUUGUAUAGACAUAGCCCAGAAUGUUUUGUGAAGAUUUGCAAUAUGGUGUUUUGGAAUGUGUAGAAUACAAAUCACAAUUUUUACUACCUUCUUGGCAUAUGCUUACAAAGAACAUUAUAUUUUCUUCAUGUUUUACAUGAACCAAUGGAUAAAAAACAAAGUAUACAUAUAUGUCUCUCUCUCUCUCUCUCUCUCUCUCUAUAUAUAUAUAUAUAUACACACACACACACUCAGAGACAUAUAUUUCCUUCUUUAAGAUAAUCAUACAAAGGGUCUAUACAUACAGGAAGGUAUAUAUUGUCUCAAUACAAUCAAAUCAUCUUUUACUGGGGAUUCAAAUAAAAUGUAGCAAAUAAGAGAAAAAUGAAAUGAAAGAAAAUAGCUAUUCUGCUGCCAGAAUAAUCUUUACAAAUAGUUUUUACUUCUUCCUAAAGUUUUUCUCCCUAUCUUAAAAAGUGAGAUUUGGCUGGGUGCAGUGGCUCACACCUGUUAUCCCAGCAAUUUUGGAGGCUGAGGCAGGAGGAUCCCUUGAGUCCAGGAGUUGGAGGCUGCAGUGAGUUAUGAUUGCACCAUUGCACUCCAGCCUGGUGACAGAGUGAGACCCUGUUUCUAAACAAAACAAAACAAGACAAAAAAACAAGAUUUGACAAAGGAAACUAAAAGUGUGAGUGGUUUACAGCAGCCCAUGAGAGAGUGGGGUUCAGUUCUCUUCACUCAAGUAUAUAGAUUCCAAGAAGCUGCAGGACUGUUUCAGCCUGACUAGCAUCUGCCACUACUGCUUUUACUUUUACUAGUAAAGUAGAUAAUAAUAGUGGAGUCCUCCUGGAUCUCCCAUCCCAUUUUUUUCUCCUUGGGUUUGAGCACUUUACUUCUGAAGACACAUUGCUUCCACCUGGACUUCUCAGAGGCUGGCCUUCUUUACCCAAGCUCUUGAUUUAACUCACCUUUGGAGCUGAUGAAGGAAAGAAACACUAGAAGAUAUGGAAAGUAUCUGCAGAAGUAGGGUGUAAAUUGUGGGAAAUUCUGAAAUGUUUGGUAAGAGGGACUCAGAGAUGAAUAGGACUGAGGAAGAGUGAAAAUUGUGGAGAAAAUACAAAUUGUGAGAACAGGAUUUUAUUGUAUUUCAGUAGUAAAGCACUUACCUUCAUUUCUGGAGGGUGAGAAGUUUAACUGUCUUUCUUAGAUGGAUUUUCCAACUGCAAUUCCAUUGGUGGCAGGAAUUUUUUUCUCCAGUUUUUCAUUAGCAUAUUUAUGCAAAAACAAAGUUCUUGCUUUUAUCCUGGUUUAAUUUUCUUCUUCUCAAUGUAAGAAUUCACCCUCAGUUGAAUUAUAAAUGGAAUUGAAUUAUAAAGAUUAAAAGUUGGCAGAUAUCAGAGUAUAAAAUAAUACCUUAGUUUUUUCAUUUUCCCCUCUCUUUUUUCCUAUACAUGCUUGCAAAGCAUAGAUCUAUCAAAACACUGAUUAUUCCAAGUUAAGAAUAUACCUCUUCAACUAUCUGUGAGGGAAAGAAAAAAUAAGGAAAAAAGCGUAACAUAUUUAAAUAUAAAUCGUGAAAUUUUAUUUUUUUUUUUGAGACGGAGUCUCACUCUGUUGCCCAGGCUGGAGUGCAGUGGUGUGAUCUUGGCUCACUGCAACUUCUGCCUCUCUGCUUCAUGCGAUUCUCCUGCCUCAGCCUCCCCAGUAGCUGGGACUACAGGUGUGUGCCACCAUACUCGGCUAAUUUUUUUGUAUCAUUAGUAGAGACAGGGUUUUGCCAUGUUGGCCAGGCUGGUCUUAAACUCCUGACCUCAGGUUAUCCACCUGCCUCAGCCUCCCAAAGUGCUAGGAUUACAGGUGUAAGUCACCAUGCCCAGCAAUAGUGAAUAUUUUUAAUAUUUUAUUAAAUGGAUUCUAGAUUUCAUUUCCUUAGAGAAAGAAGUUUGGCAUUGUAAAGUUUCCUUGAAUUCCUUGAAUUAUUCCAGUCUCCACAGCAAUUAUUUUUAGCAAGUUUACAAAAGAAGCAUGUAAAACAUAUUUGGUCUGGGUUUUGAAUCUUCUUUAUACACUUGAACUGACAUGACUGCUGCUGUAAUUUUAAAAAAAAACCUCAUUAUUUAUUUCAUUAUUCUCAAUAAUUGUGAGAUUAUUAUAUCAUCCUUACCAAAAAUUUGGAACAUAAAAAGUUUGAUUCAUUCUUUGGGUGCAGGAAAUAAACUGUGUCAUUCUGCCACCAAUAAAAAGCAAGCUGACAAAUUGUCCAUUCAAUUGUUAAAACAUAUAAAUAACAUUUAUGACCAAAUUUGGAGUUUUUUCAAUUCAGUGGUCCAUUCUUUUUUGCCGAAUACCUUUGUCAUGAGGAAUAAAGUGUAAUGUCAAAUUUUAAAGGGGAAAUUAACUUUUAAAAGCAUAUGUUGUUAUUACCAUUAUUAUCAAUGUUUAAGUGAUGGUAUAGGCAGUCAUACUCUCACAAAAAAAGAGCAUUUGGAAAAUGAAUAGUUUAAAAACAUUAGGAGACUGUCAAUUUCUCACUAACUCUGGAACAGUCAUAACAACAUAACUAUGUAAAGUACUAACAAGUCAGAUAAUUUAGCCUGUACUGUUUUUUAAAGUAGAAGAUUGGCUGCUGGGCGCAGUGACUCACACCUGUAAUCCCAGCACUUUGGGAGGCCGAGGCAGCAGAUCACAAGGUCAGGAGUUCAAGACAAGCCUGGCCAAGAGACCAGCCUGGCCAACGUGGUGAAACCCUGUCUCUACUAAAAAUACAAAAAUUAGCCCGGCAUGGUGGCGGGCGCCUGUAAUCCCAGCUAGUUGGGAGGCUGAGGCAGGAGAAUUGCUUGAACCCGGGAGGCGGAGGUUGCAGUGAGCCGAGAUCACGCCAUUGCAUGCCUGGGUGACAGAGCAAGACUCCAACUCAAAAAAAAAAAAAGAUUGGCGUAAAUUAGCAGACCUGGGCGCCCAGCUCCUUUUUCAUUUUUGUAAUGAUUUCCUCAGCCUCCUUUGACUUUGAUUUGGAGAAUGAUUUUUUACUCCCUUAGAAGGCAAGUUCAAUAACACAUUAUUAUCUUUAUCUUUAUUAUUAUGUCUACACACACCAUGCACCAUAAUAGUACUAACAAACUAAUGAUGCUAUCUUCCUUAGAAACUAAUUGAAAAUGUACAACUUGUGAUAAGCUCUCUGUAUCUUGUGAAACUAUGAAACUUCAACACUUUUUUGGAGGAUUCCUUCUCAUGCCAAUUAUGAGAUACCCAACAGAAGGUACAGCUGGAAAUACCAUCUUAUGUCAAUGAAUAACAAACACUAACCUCUUUGUGAUUAUUACUAAAAGGUUAACCUCUUUAUGCAAAUAGUACUCAAUUGUAUGAUUACAGAUUUUUAUGUCAAUAAAUAUUGUGAAGGGUAAAAAUAAGGCUAUUACAAAAGCCUCUUUGGUUAUUGGAUAUCUUACUAACAAUGUGACUUCUGUAGCACUUCCACUAGCAGGUAACUGUGAAACCUGUAAGAAAUCAGGAUAUGGACAUAUGCUCCUUGGUUUUUGAGGCAUUACUAAGCUAGGAAAGGUGACCUGAAAGAUAGCUGUAUUGAACAGUCUUCUCCAGGUUAAAAAAGAAAAAAAAUUCCAAAGGACUAAGAUUGCAUUCUUUUCAUCAAGAAAACAAAUAUAUUCCAUUUAAGGGCAAGAUUGAAAAAAAAAAAAGAAGAAAAAUAUAACUCCAGAAAAUUCCUCAAAUAACUAGAGACUGAAAAAAGAACCCCACAAACCACAACGAUUUGGCCUUUGAAAGACUCUUAAAUUAAAAUAAUAAUAGUAAUACUUGUAGACAUUCCGAGAUCACUGCUUUCUUAAAGGUGCGUAUAACGAAAAUAUGCAUUGCUAUUUCAGAAGUAUUGUUUUUAUGGUAAAAUUUCUUUGAUACUAAAUAUUUGAUAUUUGCUAAAUUUUGUUUAUUUACUAUAUUAAUAAAACUAUGUUA